This is a messenger RNA of Leptonychotes weddellii (Weddell seal), 1395 nucleotides long. The record is from RefSeq and is a predicted model, not a curated record. Lineage: Eukaryota; Metazoa; Chordata; Mammalia; Carnivora; Phocidae.
CGGGAAAGAAGUCGAAAGCGCCGGGAGGUAGCAGUCACCACCAUGCCAAAGAAUAAAGGUAAAAGAGGUAAAAACAGGCGUAGGGGUAAGAAUGAAAAUGAAUCUGAAAAAAGAGAAUUGGUGUUUAAAGAGGAUGGACAAGAGUAUGCUCAGGUAAUUAAAAUGUUGGGAAAUGGACGAUUAGAAGCUAUGUGUUUUGAUGGUGUAAAGAGAUUAUGUCAUAUCAGAGGAAAAUUGAGAAAAAAGGAUAACAAAGCUGAUGUAAUUUUAAAGUACAAUGCUGAUGAAGCUAGAAGUCUGAAGGCAUAUGGCGAGCUUCCAGAACAUGCUAAAAUCAAUGAAACAGAUACAUUUGGUCCUGGAGAUGAUGAUGAAAUCCAGUUUGAUGAUAUUGGAGAUGAUGACGAAGACAUUGAUGAUAUCUAAAUUGAACUCAGAGUAUGUGAGGAUUAUUCUACAAUUUCAGUUUUGGCCAACACCUGUUAAGAAGACUAAAACUUCAUUUAUGAAUUUAGUUUGUUAAGACACACUGAUUUAUUUUCAUUGUUUUGAAGUAUUAUAUUUCUCUAAAAACUGAUGAAACUGGAUUACUUUAAGUGAAAUUUUAACACUUUAUUCUUUUGAUAUAAUUGAAUUUAGGAAUAAAAGACUACAAUAUCUGCUGUUAAAUAAUAGAAACAAGUCAUUCCCACUGUGACUACUCUAUUCUAGUUAAUAGGUGUUUUGAAUAAAUUGCCUUAUCAUUAUAGGUUUUGAUAAAGCCUUGUUCCAGCUAGUCUGUUUACAGUCUUUCUGUAUAUUCUAGUUAACUAGAUGUUUUCUAAGAUUUUUGAUAUAAUUUAAGAAAGGUAUAGGUCUACACUUAAAGUCAAGAAAUGGGGCUAUUUUCAUAUUUAUGUAGUCAUAUGUAUUUUUAUACUGUUUGAUAACUUAAAUAUUCUUUUCAUCAUUAUAUGUUGCCACCAUCAUAAAAAAAAAGCAUUUCCAAAAUGCAGUUUUUAGAACAUGGGUUUGAAAAGCAAUUUUCAAUUUGUAAGAUUAGUAGUUAAACAAAAAUUAGUGCUAGGUAACCCAAUUAUUUUUACAUUGGAAGUACUGACAUAUUAGUUUAGUAUUUUUACUUAAUGUGUAUAGAAAGUUUCUCAAGAUAGCUUUUGAUGGUAAAAUAAGUACAGUAUUUUUUAUUAUACAGAAUAGGUUGUGUUAAAUAUGUCAUUUAUUGUCAAAAGUAAUAUGCAUUGUAACUCAUAUUUUUGGACUUUUUUUAAAAUUAAAUGAAUGAAAAACUAAUUAUAUAGUAAGUUAUAUUAAACUAAGCCUUUCUUAAAGCCUUAGCUGGGUUUUAUAAAAGGGGAAGAAAGGAACCACCACUGAGAAAUAUAAUAAAAUAUGUUG